Molecule: messenger RNA, 1737 nt
Organism: Ictalurus punctatus (channel catfish)
Lineage: Eukaryota; Metazoa; Chordata; Actinopteri; Siluriformes; Ictaluridae
Product: ly6/PLAUR domain-containing protein 6
Exons: 4
Coding region: 52-564 (170 amino acids)
Biological process (GO): positive regulation of canonical Wnt signaling pathway
Molecular function (GO): acetylcholine receptor inhibitor activity
Source: RefSeq, a predicted model, not a curated record
GAACAGACGACUCAUGGAGGGAACGCUGAGUAACUCUGCAAUCAUCCAAUCAUGGAAGUCUGCCUCAAACUGACCGGGCUUCUUCUAGGCACGCUGCUUUCCGAUUGGCUGACAGCCGUCCUGUCCCGGGAUUUUACACUGGCAGACAUCGUUCAGCUCCAUCUGUCAGCUACUCCACACCCUGGAGGGUUUAAGUGCUUCACCUGUGAAGAUGCUGAAGAUAAUUACUCCUGCAACCGCUGGGCUCCUGACAAAUACUGCCCUAGAAACACUAAAUUCUGCUACACACGUCACCGGAUGAAUGCUGAUGGCGAAAGUGUCUCCGUCACAAAGCGCUGUGUGUCUCGGGACGAGUGCGUGUCCACAGGCUGCGUGCAGCAUGAAGCCCACAUGGUUUGCACUUCCUGUUGUGAAGGAAACAUCUGUAACUUGCCGGUACCGUGGAACAAGACAGCAGCCAUCUUCUCUACAAACUCCCCAUUAAACCGAGUGAUCAGAGUGUCUCCUGGGAAAGUCACCUCUCUCAGCAUCAUCAUCUUCUUCAUGCAUGAUAACUUUGAUUAGUGUUGCAAUUAUUAUUAGUGAGACGUUACAGUUGUUUCACAUUGUAAAUUAUAUUUUGGAAAGGAUAACGUGCUCAUACUGUAGCCUAUAGUGUCUUAGGGACACAUUUCUAUGAAAGAAUUUUGAGUUUUUGAACAGGAAAAUGUUCAACCAUGACUUCCUGUUUCACAGGGGUAUAAAUAUGAGGCCAAAUUCCCUUAGUCAUUCAUAACAAUGGGUAAGACCAAGGAAUAUAGCUGUGCAGAAAAAAGUUGUUGAGCUUCACAAAAUGGGAAGUGGCUAUAAGAAAAUAGUAAAAGCAUUGGAAAUGCCCAUUUCCACCAUCAGGGCAAUAAAUGAGAAGUUCCAGUCAACUGGAAAUGUUAUGAAUAACCUGGAUUUGGACGCGUGUCUACAUUGUCUCAACGCACUGUGAAGAGGAUGGUUCGAGUGGCCACAAAAUCUCCAAGGAUCACAACUGGAGAAUUGCAGAAGUUAGUUGUGUCUUGGGGCCAGAACGUCUCCAAAACUACAAUCUGAAGUCACCUACAUCGGAGAGGUAGUGAUAUGGAGAAGUACCUCAUGCCCACGGUUAAAUAUGGUGGAGGCUCUUUAAUGUUUUGGGGCUGUUUUUCUGCCAGAGGACCUGGACAUUUUGUUAGGAUACAUGGCAUCAUGGACUCUAUCAAAUAUCAACAGAUAUUAAAUGAAAACCUGACUGCCUCUUUCAGAAAGCUUAAAAUGGGCCAUGGUUGGAUCUUCCAGCAGGACAAUGAUCCAAAACAUACAUCAAAAUCAACACAAAAAUGGUUUACUGACCACAAAAUCAAGGUCCUGCCAUGACCAUCCCAGUCCCCUGACUGAACCCCAGAGAAAACCUGUGGAGUGAACUGAAGAGGAGAGUCCACCAGCGUGGACCUCGAAAUGUGAAGGAUCUGGAGAGAUUCUGUAUGGAGGAAUGGUCUCAGAUCAGUUACCAUGCAUUCUCCAACCUCAUCAGGCGUUAUAGGAGAAGACUCAGAGCUGUUAUCUUGGCAAAGGGAGGUAGCACGAAGUAUUGACUAAAAGGGUGCCAAUAAUUGUUGCACACCUAUAUUUAACAAAUAUAUAUAUAUUUGAUAAACCUGUGUUUCAUUUGCAAUUGUUUGGUAUCCAUGAGAGCAGAGUGUAAAUGUGCUGCUGCCUAGAAAUAAA